Messenger RNA from Physella acuta, 654 nucleotides. RefSeq names its product histidine-rich glycoprotein-like. The record is from RefSeq and is a predicted model, not a curated record. NCBI's taxonomy places the organism in Eukaryota, Metazoa, Mollusca, Gastropoda, Physidae.
AUGUUACGUCUACACCACAACAAAGAGCACCACAACAAAGAGCACCACAGCUCACAGAAACCGCACCACAACAAAGAGCACCACAGCUCACAGAAACCGCACCACAACAAAGAGCACCACAACAAAGAGCACCACAGCUCACAGAAACCGCACCACAACAAAGAGCACCACAGCUCACAGAAACCGCACCACAACAAAGAGCACCACAGCUCACAGAAACCGCACCACAACAAAGAGCACCACAGCUCACAGAAACCGCACCACAACAAAGAGCACCACAGCUCACAGAAACCGCACCACAACAAAGAGCACCACAGCUCACAGAAACCACACCACAACAAAGAGCACCACAGCUCACAGAAACCACACCACAACAAAGAGCACCACAGCUCACAGAAACCACACCACAACAAAGAGCACCACAGCUCACAGAAACCACACCACAACAAAGAGCACCACAACAAAGAGCACCGCAACUCACAGAAACCGCACCACAACAAAGAGCACCACAGCUCACAGAAACCACACCACAACAAAGAGCACCACAACAAAGAGCACCACAACUCACAGAAACCACAUCACAACAAAGAGCACCAUAGCUCACAGAAAACCGCUCCACCACACUCUAACGAUCGGAACUUGAUGGGUUCUUAA